Thecamonas trahens ATCC 50062 is the source of this 926-nucleotide messenger RNA. RefSeq lists its product as uncharacterized. The transcript has a single exon. The record is from RefSeq and is a predicted model, not a curated record. Lineage: Eukaryota; Apusomonadida; Apusomonadidae. Bases 48 to 908 code for a protein of 286 amino acids.
GUGACGCCAAACUUGAGGCGAGUGUGUAGGCGAGCGCAGGUGUAAGCAUGUCUGAGUCUGGCUCGUGCUCGUCGUCGUCGAGCGGGGAGAUUGAGGUCAAGGCCGUGGGGAGUGUUGGACGACAGACGGGCGGUGGGCGGGGAGCGACCAGCGGGGGACGGCCGGGUGGGAAUCGGACCGGUGGUGGGGUGCGGAGGCGGCCUGUGUCGAGUUCCCGGCUGGAGAUUGUGGAGGAGGACGUAGCGGCAAGUACAUAUAUCGGUGGUGCUGGGAAGAAGAAGCGCGGAUCCGGACGGGGACGGUCUGGAGGCGACGCAGAGGUCGAGUCGACAAAGCCUGGGCGACCAGAACUGGAACUGGCACAGGUGGAGGACGAGCUGGACAAAUACAUCGGCAAGACGCUGAAGAAGGCCAAGUCCAAGCGCGAGUGGCUCGAACGGAGAGCUAUGAAGCUCGGCGCCAAGCCGUUCAAGAAGGAGAAGGCCCGCGCGCCGUCCGCAUCGGCUUGGCUGAGGCCAAGAAGAAGCGCGAGGCCAAGGCCAAGCUGCAUCAGCAGCAGAUGGGCAUCUUUGAGCGCAAAGCCAAGACCCGCGGCGAGGGUCAUCGCCUCGACGACUUUCGCAAGAUGCGCCGUGGCCCGAACGAGUACGCAAAGGGUAUGCGCGGCAUCAAGGCCUCGGUCGGUGUCUUUAAGAAGGGCACGCUCCACAUCUCGGACAAGAUCCAGCACGACAUCACCCGUGGCAAGCGCCGGCGCUCCACAAAGAGCAUCCUCAAGGACAACCGCAUCGCCCGCCCACCAAAGCGGCGCAAGUGAUCCACCCUGCGCCAUGGCAGCUGCUCGCCGUCUGCGCCGCACCAAAAUACACUCUUGGCGCGCCGCACUCUGCCUGCGGUACAGUCAAUGAACGAGCAUCCAUCAAGCA